AAAAAGCCAUUAAAUCCCAUCCUUCCAAACCACCCAAGCUAAUAAAGCAAUCACAAAGUCUUCCUACCAUUUCAUAGGAUCGAUUCCAAAAGAUUUCACACAAAAAAUUCCAAUGGCUCAAGUAAAAAUAAGUAAGGGUCUUGUUUUGGUUAUAUUGGCCAUGCUAUGUGCAGAUGCUAUGGCACAAUCAAGUUGCACGAAUGUGUUAGUAAACCUAUCACCAUGUCUCGACUACAUCACGGGGAAGUCUUCAACACCAACUUCAGGGUGUUGCACACAACUUGCAAGUGUUGUGAAAUCACAACCACAAUGCUUAUGUCAAGUUCUUGAUGGUGGAGGAUCAUCAUUGGGGAUCAAGGUUAAUCAAACUCAAGCUCUUGCCUUGCCUUCUGCUUGCAAUGUGCAAACUCCACCAACAUCUCAGUGCAAAACGGCAAAUUCACCAGCUGGAGCCAGAACCGUGCCAUCAACAGAUGAUGGGUCGUCCGAUGGAAAUUCCAUCAAGUUAUCAAUUCCUAGGUUGUUCGUUGUUUUUGCAGCUACAUAUUUAUGCUACAACUUUCAGGACAUACUGGCAUAUUGAUUAUUUAAUUCCUAGAUCUUCCAUUUAGAUUGUUAUUUUCACUUGUUGAAUUUGUGAUACUAGAUAUUUAUGCAAUGUUGUGUGGUGUGAAACAUGAUUGAGUUCUGUAAAGAGAAAAAUAAAUCGAAAGAAAUAUUGAUUAUAUAUUUAAAUUUAAGAGAGUUAAAAAGGUUGAUUA
Medicago truncatula (barrel medic) is the source of this 761-nucleotide messenger RNA. Its product is annotated as non-specific lipid transfer protein GPI-anchored 5. The record is from RefSeq and is a predicted model, not a curated record. Bases 113 to 583 code for a protein of 156 amino acids. Gene Ontology annotation, biological process: lipid transport. NCBI's taxonomy places the organism in Eukaryota, Viridiplantae, Streptophyta, Magnoliopsida, Fabales, Fabaceae. The transcript has 2 exons. Gene Ontology annotation, molecular function: lipid binding.